Molecule: messenger RNA, 2056 nt
Organism: Arabidopsis thaliana (thale cress)
Lineage: Eukaryota; Viridiplantae; Streptophyta; Magnoliopsida; Brassicales; Brassicaceae
Product: envelope glycoprotein B
Exons: 9
Coding region: 148-1764 (538 amino acids)
Source: RefSeq, marked reviewed
UGUCCUUGAUUUCCUGAAGAAGUAAAAGAUUCUUAUUCAUACGUUUGAUUGAUAAACCCUUUUUUAGAGUUUCAGAAAUUAGAAACCAAACCUCCCCCAAAAAAACAAAAAAAGAGAGAGAAUUAGACAAGAAAAAUAGGGAGAAUAAUGGUUAAUAGCGAAACGCCGUCAUAUCAUAGUCGCCGGCGUCUCCUCCUGAUCACCGUUGGGCUUCUGAUCACGUCGAGUUUGGUUUCUUUUUCUCAUGCAGUUUCGUCUUCUUGUCAUCAUCGUCCAUCCUCUACCUCAUUUCAAGGAGUGAGGAGGCAAAUUUUGGAAGGAGGGAAUGGGACCAGAUUGGUGUUAGCGGCGGAGAGGACACAGCGACCUGACCCUCUCAACCAUUUCAAUAUUUAUGUCGAUGGUUGGAACGUUACCAACUCUCAUUACAUCGCCUCCGUUGGAUUUUCUGCAGUUCCAUUCAUAGUAAUAGCAAUCGCGUGGUUCGUAUUGCUCGGACUCUUUCUCAUCUGCUCAUGCCUCUGUUGUUGCUGUUGUGGCUGUGGCCGCCGCAACUACGGCUACUCUCGCGUCUGCUACACUCUUUCUCUCGUCUUCCUCCUCCUCUUCACCAUAGCCGCCGUGAUUGGGUCUGCAAUGCUGUACACGGGGCAAAACGAGUUCUACGGUAGCGUGGAGAGGACGUUUAUGUACAUUGUGAAACAAGCAACUGGAGUUUUGACUAAGCUAACGAGCUUAUGGGACUCGAUUCAAUCUGCUAAAGACAUUCAGCUCGAUGGACACAACCUGUUUCCUCCCGAGUUUAGAGGCAACAUCGAUCAUUUCAACAACAUGAUCAAGAUGUCUAACAUCACUUACCCCGACCGUGUCGCUAACCAGACAAUCCGUUAUCUCACCGGAGCACUAAACCCUGUGAGAUAUGUGUUAAAUGUGAUCGCUGGUGUAAUGCUCGCAGUCGCAUUCCUCGGCCUUUUGUUUUCGUUCUGUGGAUUGCGAGUUCUUGUCUACCUAUUGGUAAUUCUUGGUUGGAUUCUCGUCACAGCCACUAUCCUCCUCAGCGCCGUUUUCCUUGUAUUCCACAAUGUGGUUGCGGACACGUGUAUGGCUAUGGACCAAUGGGUGCAUGACCCAGCGGCAGACUCAGCAUUGAGUCAACUUCUUCCGUGUUUAGAUCCUAAAACCAUUGGAGAGACAUUGGAUAUAACGAAGACGAUGACUGCGACGGCCGUUGACAUGACCAAUGCGUACACGGUCAAUGUCAGUAACCAUGAUCAGUUCCCACCUAAUGCCCCUUUCUACCACAACCAGUCUGGUCCGCUCGUUCCUCUUCUCUGUAACCCACUCGACCAAAAUCACAAACCGCGGCCUUGUGCUCCCGACGAAGUCCUCUUAGCCAAUGCUUCUCAGGUUUAUAAAGGCUAUAUUUGCCAAGUGAACGCAGAAGGAAUCUGCACAACGCAGGGGAGGUUAACACAAGGUUCGUACGACCAGAUGAUGGGUGCGAUCAACGUGGCGUUCACGUUGGACCAUUAUGGUCCCUUCUUAGCUAGUAUUGCGGACUGUACAUUCGUUAGAGACACCUUCAGAGACAUAACCACCAAGAACUGCCCUGGACUUAGCAUUACAAGUCAGUGGAUCUACGCAGGACUCGCGUCGCUCUCUGGUGCAGUCAUGUUCUCACUCAUCUUCUGGUUGAUUUUCGUCAGGGAAAGACGUCACCGAUCUCAAACCAAAAAGUCUAUGAUCCAGAUGAAUAGAUUUUAAUUAGUGGAGCCAGCCCAUUAUGGACUCGGCCCAUAUUAUCACCCCUUUUUUUUUUUUUUUGGAAACGUUAAUGAUAUAUGGUUUUAAAAAUAAAGUCGUACGUGCAAAGGAAUUCGUCAAUUUUUUUUUAUUUGUUGUUUUUUUUGUGCAAACGCUCUUUUAUUGUUUUACUCGGUUUAUUAACUUUUAGAAAGUGGAUAGUCUGUAAAUCAACAACUUAUUUAGACUAUUAACUUCACUAGAUAGCUAUAAUAGUAUUGAUGUUUUUUUCCUGGUCUAAAAAUAUAAAUUA